Molecule: messenger RNA, 633 nt
Organism: Rotaria sp. Silwood1
Lineage: Eukaryota; Metazoa; Rotifera; Eurotatoria; Philodinida; Philodinidae
Source: the annotation of a GenBank genome assembly
AUGCAAUGUAUAUUUUCUGAUCCAAAAACAUUUUGUGAUGCUAUUCCACAUAAUCUUAGUGCAAAUGAUAUUCUUGAUUUACAUCAACAAGAAUUGACUAAACCAACAUUUAAUUUAACUUCAUUUAUUUCCAAGAAUUUUAUUCUAUCAAAUCAACAACAGUUUACAUUAAAAACUUCAACAUCAUUAUUUUAUAUUCCAAUUCGUUUUACAUUAUUUAAUCGAAUCACAUCACUUGGUCAUUGUUUAUGUUCAUCAUUAUCAUCAUCAUCCAUACAACAAAAAACUUUAUCAUAUUCAUCAUCUUCAACUAUAAUUAAACGUGAAACAAUUGAUCAAAUACUUUCAACUUGUUCAUUAAUUCCACCACCAUCAUCAUCAGUUAUUUUACCUUGUUUAUCAUUAUCAUCAUAUCCAAGUGAAUUAUCAAAUUCAAUUUCAAUAGUUAAUCUUCUAACUCCACCAUUAUCACAUUCGUCAUCAUCAUAUUUAAAUGAAAAUAAUCUAAAUGAUCAAUCAAUAUUUGAUGAAAUAACAUCACAAUUUGGUGAAAUAUGUCCACCAUUACCAAAAAUCACGAAAUCGUUUAUCAGAAAAACUGCUUUCAGCAUAUUCAUCAUAUCUUCCACUUGA